Molecule: messenger RNA, 483 nt
Organism: Lodderomyces pseudojiufengensis
Lineage: Eukaryota; Fungi; Ascomycota; Pichiomycetes; Serinales; Debaryomycetaceae
Exons: 1
Coding region: 1-483 (160 amino acids)
Biological process (GO): protein transport; vesicle-mediated transport
Cellular component (GO): intracellular membrane-bounded organelle
Source: RefSeq, a predicted model, not a curated record
AUGUCAAUUCAAUUCAUACUAGUAUUAAAUAGACAAGGAAAAUCACGAUUAGUUAAAUGGUUUAAUAAUUCAUUAACAUUACAACAAAAACAACAAAAUAUAAUAGAUAUUCAUAGAUUAAUAUCAAGUAGAGAUUCAAAACAUCAAUCAAAUUUUGUACAAUUUAAUCCAUCUAGCCACCAACACGCUGUUUCUUCGAAGGGUCAACAACAAAAUUAUAAAUUAUGUUAUAGAAGAUAUGCAGGAUUAUAUUUUAUAAUAUCAAUAGAUCCCAAAGAAAAUGAAUUAAUUUAUUUAGAAAGUCUUCACUUUUUUGUUGAAAUUUUAGAUAUUUAUUUUAAAAAUGUUUGUGAAAUUGAUUUAAUUUUUAAUUUUUAUAAAUUAUAUUUUAUAAUGGAUGAAAUUUAUUUAGGUGGUGAAAUUCAAGAUAUUUCAAAACAGAAAAUAUUGCAGAGAUUGGAGAUGUUAGAUUCAAUUGAUUAA